UCCGAGUAAGAUGGCGGCCUCGGUGGCGGCGGCGGCGCUGCCUUCACGUCUGCGGGGUGGUCACUGGUUGCGGUUGCGGCCCCAGCUCAGGCUCUUACCCUUGGCGAGGGCCUUGUGCGCGCGAAUGGUGACCCCGCCGCGCGGCCCAGGACAGAGCCAGAUGCAGGACCUGCCCUUGCCCACGCAUCGAAAGCAGCAGCAGCAGCAGCAGCAGCACCAGCAGCAGCAGCAACAACAGCAGGGCCCCAGCUAUGCUAAGAAGUUGGCCAUGUGGGUGGCGGGGCUCCUUGGGGCCGGGGGGACUGUCAGCAUCAUCUAUGUCUUUGGAAACAACUCUGUGGAUGAGAACGGCAUGAAGAUUCCAGAUGAGUUUGACAAUGAUCCUGUGUUGAUUCAGCAGCUUCGGCGAACGUACAAGUAUUUUAAGGAUUAUCGACAGAUGAUCAUUGAGCCCACCAGCCCCUGCCUCCUCCCAGACCCUCUUCAGGAGCCAUAUUACCAACCCCCGUAUACGCUUGUCCUGGAACUGACGGGUGUCCUGCUGCACCCUGAGUGGUCGCUGGCCACAGGUUGGAGGUUCAAGAAGCGUCCCGGCAUUGAGACCCUCUUUCAGCAGCUGGCCCCUCUCUAUGAGAUUGUCAUCUUCACCUCUGAGACUGGCAUGACAGCAUUUCCCCUCAUCGACAGUGUGGACCCUCAUGGCUUUAUCUCCUAUCGCCUCUUUCGGGAUGCUACCCGAUACAUGGAUGGGCACCAUAUCAAGGACAUCUCGUGCCUCAACAGAGACCCUGCACGAGUGGUAGUGGUUGACUGUAAGAAGGAGGCUUUCCGGCUUCAGCCUAACAAUGGUGUGGCCCUACGACCCUGGGAUGGAAACUCGGAUGACCGAACUCUGCUCGACUUGUCUGCCUUCCUCAAGACCAUUGCCCUGAAUAGGGUGGAGGAUGUCCGGACCGUCUUAGAGAACUACGCGUUAGAAGAAGACCCACUGGAGGCCUUCAGACAGCGGCAGUCUCGCCUGGAACAGGAGGAGCAGCAGCGCAUGGCUGACCUCGCCAAGACCACCAAACAGAGCCUUUUCUUUAGUUCUCUCACCAGCCGCCUCUGGCCCCGAUCCAAACAGCCCUGACCUCCCUUCUUACCUCCCUGGCCCUGGGGGCUUCCCUGGCCCAGGCCCCUGGGGCCAUGGUCUACCCGACAAUAAAGUCUGUCCUGGA
Gracilinanus agilis (Agile Gracile Mouse Opossum) is the source of this 1217-nucleotide messenger RNA. RefSeq names its product translocase of inner mitochondrial membrane 50 (gene TIMM50). Gene Ontology annotation, molecular function: phosphoprotein phosphatase activity. The record is from RefSeq and is a predicted model, not a curated record. Lineage: Eukaryota; Metazoa; Chordata; Mammalia; Didelphimorphia; Didelphidae. The transcript is spliced from 11 exons. Bases 11 to 1129 code for a protein of 372 amino acids.